AUGUCACCCGCACCUGAUGUUAAUCCUGAAACAGCUAUUUUAAGUUCAACAUCAAAUACAACUGUACUCAAUGCUAUUUCAUCAUCUGAACAACUUAAUCAGAAUAGUAUUACAGAACAAAUUAUGGAUCCUGAUUCAUUAACUAUUAAUUCAAUAGAAAGUAGAAAUUCCUCGAAAGAAGAUGAUAUUCCAAGAUUAGUCGAAGAUGAUAUACCUCAAUUGACAAUUUGUUCAGCUCCAUCAACUCCAACAGGUGAACAUGAUCCACCAGUUAUAUUUCGUAAAUCUUCAAUAUUGGCAUUUCCUAUUACAACUAGUAGUAAUAUAUAUACUCUUCCACAGGAUGAUGUACGAUAUGAAGGUGUUCGAAAUAAUAUAAAUAGAAAUAGUGGUGAUAGUAAUAGUUGUCUUGAUAAAUUUUUUGGAUGUUUUAAACCAUUUUUAUCUGCAAUGAAUAAAUUUAGUGGAAAUAUUAAAUCUAAUAAAGAAACAACAAGUAUAUUAAUAAAAUCUAAUGAUGAUUGGGAAAUUCCAAUUGAAAAUAUAGUAAAUAAUCUUAAAUUAAUUGGUGUUGGUAUAGAAGGUUCAGUUUUUCAUGGAAAACUUAAUGGUCAAGAUAUUGCAUGUAAACGAGUCAAAUCUAAAGAAGAUACAAAUAUAAAAUAUUUAAAAAAAUUAAAUCAUAUUAAUGUUAUUAAAUUUCGAGGUAUUUCAAUAUCACCAUCAUCAUAUUAUAUAAUUAUGGAAUAUUGUGCAAAUGGUUCAUUAUAUGAUGUAUUAAAACAAUAUCGUGAAAUAGAUUCAUGUACAAAAGCUACACAAGUUCUCGAUUGGUCAAAACAAAUAUCAAAUGGUGUUGAUUAUUUACAUUCAAAUAAAAUUGUUCAUCGAGAUUUAAAAUCUCCAAAUAUACUUUUUUUUGAUAGAAAUACUUUAAAAAUAUCUGAUUUUGGUACAAGUAAACAAUUAGUUAAUCGACGAAGUCAAAUUAUGUCAUUUAAUGGUACAAGUGCGUGGAUGGCACCAGAAGUUAUUAAAAAAGAACCUUGUUCAGAAAAAAUUGAUGUUUGGUCGUUUGGUAUUAUUCUUUGGGAAAUGAUAACCUGUGCAGUGCCAUAUAAUAACAUUGAUGCAGCAGCAGUUAUAUGGGGUGUUGCUAAAGGUAGUUUAAACUUACCAAUACCAUCAUCUAUACCUGAAGGAUUUAAAUCAUUAAUGACAAUGUGUUGGAAACAACAACCAUCAAAUCGUCCAACAUUUCAACAAAUAAUAACAUAUUUAGAUAUAAAAAAAUCUGAAAUAAUAUUAUUCGAACAAGAACAAGAAUAUGAAGAAUUAACACGUUUAUGUUCUAGAGAAAUAAACGAAAAUUUAACAAAAUAUUCAACAAUUGAUAUAUCAUCAAUAAUUCAAUUAACAAAUGAACAAUUAAUAGAAAAACGUAAAGAAGAAUUCGAAUAUAUUGCUGAUAUACGUAAAUGUUAUGAAAUACGUAUACAACAAAUAAAUAAACUUUAUAUUGAAUUAAAAACAUUAAUGAUUGAAUUAGAACAACGUGAACAAAUUAUUAAACAAAAAGAAUAUUUACUUAAUAUUAAGGGAAAAAAACGUACUAUUUAUACAAUAUCAAAAGCAAGACAAAAAUCAUUAGAAAUUUUUAAAGCAGCAACUCGAAAUUUCAAUGAUCCAAUUAAUUUACUAUCUCAAAAAAAACGACAUAUGAAAAAAGAAAAUAAAGAAUCUUCAAAUAGUAAAUUACAUAAUACAUCAAAACAAUCAACUAAUACUUUAACAUUAUUGUCAUCUUCAACAGUAACAAAUACAAAAAUUCAAAACCGUCGUAAAAAAGGUUCUGAUCAUAAUCGUAAUAAUAGUGAAGAAAAUGCAACAUCAUUGACAGUAUCAAAUCUUUCAGCAAUUGAAGUUCAAGAAAAAAAACGUUCUUCAAUAAAUACAACAAAUGAUAAAUUUGAUUCAUCUUCUAAAAUAAUUUCUACAACAAGAAUCAAUUCUCCUUUACCAUCUAUAUCAGCUAUUAUUGAUUCAAAAUCCAAUGAAAAUAAUUGUGAAUUAAAUCCAAAAAAUUUAAAAGUUAACUUUAAAACAACAAUAAAUGAAUUAAAUUUUCCAUUAAAUAAACAACAAUCUUCUACUGAUCUUCCUAUUUUAUCGGGUAAAGAAUAUUAUAAUCAAACUCAUUAUCAUACUUUUCCAAGACAACGUCGACGUCGUUAUAUUAAUAUAAAUAAUAAUAAUAAUAAAACAAAAUGUUCAUCAUCAAUAACAUCACCUUCAACUAAAUUUCAUACAUCAAAUGAUCAACAUUCAUCACAAAUCGAUGAUCAUUGUCGAAUUAAUGAUUUACGUAAACAUUCACGUUAUGUAAAAUUUCAUUUAUCACCACCAUCAAUAAUAAAUGAUCGAAAAAUAAUUAAAAAUAUUUCUUAUACAUCAUCUGAAGAAGAUGAAGUAGAAGAUAAUCAUAGUGAUAAUUAUAUUCUUGAUGAUGAAAAACAUCGUGCUAAAUAUAAUCAUUCAUUUGGAAAUUUUUCAUCGGAAAGUGAAAUUUAUGGAGAAAAAAAUAAUCAUUCAUCAUCAAAAAAUGAUGGUGGAUUUUCUGAUGAAGGUGGUCAAAUUUCUGAUGAUCGACCUAUGUCACGUGAAUCAACAUUUAACAGUGAACUAGAACAUGAAUAA
Molecule: messenger RNA, 2697 nt
Organism: Rotaria sordida
Lineage: Eukaryota; Metazoa; Rotifera; Eurotatoria; Philodinida; Philodinidae
Source: the annotation of a GenBank genome assembly